AUCAUCAAUGGGGGGCAGGUACAGGUGCGUCCGAGGGGAGGGUAGAAGUGGCCGUAGCAGUCUAUUCUAGCAGGCCCCUCACGAGGGUUGGUGCGUCCUGAACCGACGCCUCGAGGGGAUAACUGCGAGGAGGAGGAUCACAGCGGAUCGGCUCGGGCUACUGCUCCAGUAGUCGUUGCGCUAAUUUCGGGCAGUUUGUUUCCCUGCCCGCCACAGCAGAUAGUCUCUCUCUCUCUCUCUCUCUCUCUCUUUCUCUCCAUCCUCUCUCUCUUCCUUUCUCUCUUCACCCUCUCGCCUCUCCCUGUGAAAGUGAGGGGAGAGGUGGAGCCCGCCUACCAUCACCACCCUGUAACAUCCUCCGCGUUUCUUCUCUCUUUCCCUUCCCUUAAAUUCCUCCUCCUCCUUUUCUUCCCCCCAUUGACAAUUUCCUUCCCUCCGCACUUCGUCAUUCCUGUCCUACAGCUGCUGGUGGUGGUGGGCAGAUCGCUUAGAUCCGAGAUCCGACGGCUCCCUUUGUUUAAGGCUCUGUCUUUCUUCCUUUCUCCAUCUGUGUGAUUCUCUGUCUCGAAUUUCUUCUAACGAUAGAGAAAUUUCGAGCCCCAGUUUUCUCCGUGCAGCCGCGUGUUGUCACGUCCUCUUCUUCUCGUAAUUGGUGAAGCGAUUAAAGUUCAAAAUUGGUUGGUUUUCUUCACGGAUGCCAUCUCGUUGGUCUUCUUUAACAUAAGAGAGAGAGAGGGAGAGAGAGAGAGAGAGAGAAGGAGUCUAGGAGAUGGGUUGCAUAGCGUCGAAGCAGACGGUAUCGGUGACGCCUGCAUGGGAUUUUUCAGGCGCGUUCAGGAGCCAGGGAUCGUCCUCGGGGAUACUGGCCUCCAGGUCGUCCUCCCUCAGAAAUCGGAGCCAGAACAGGGGUAGCGGCAGGGAGGAGUCUGGGGAGGACGACGUAAAGAAGAAGAAUGGUAAGAAGAAGAAAAAGCAGAGCAAAAACUGGUUCGAGGGGCCAGAUCCGCGGGCAGUGGGGGUUGGUGGCAUCGGGGAAGAGUCCGGGAGGAGCGCAGCCUCGAGUUCCGUGGUGAUCGACCCCAUUGGCAACACCUCCACCCGCUCAAACCAGUCCGUCAGCUUCCGGCUCGGGAACCUCACUAGGUACGUGGAGGGCGAGCAGGUAGCAGCGGGCUGGCCCGCCUGGCUCAGCGCCGUCGCCGGCGAGGCUAUCCAGGGGUGGGUCCCACUGAAGGCUGAUUCCUUUGAGAAACUCGAGAAGGUGGGCCAAGGUACUUACAGCAGUGUAUUCAGAGCCCGUGAUCUUGAGACUGGGAGGACAGUUGCUUUGAAAAAAGUUCGUUUUGACAAUUUUGAGCCUGAGAGUGUGAGGUUUAUGGCACGUGAAAUUCAGAUCUUGCGCAAGCUUGACCAUCCAAAUAUUAUUAAGUUGGAAGGUUUGAUCACUUCUCGUUUAUCCUGUAGCUUGUAUCUGGUAUUUGAAUAUAUGGAGCAUGAUCUUGCUGGCUUGUCAUCAUGCCCUACUAUCAGUUUCAGUGAAUCGCAGGUUAAAUGCUACAUGAACCAAUUACUAUCUGGGCUUGAACACUGCCAUUCUCAUGGGAUCAUGCACCGUGACAUCAAAGGUGCAAAUCUUCUAGUUAACAAUGAAGGAACUCUGAAAAUAGCUGAUUUUGGUCUGGCAAAUAACUAUAGUCCAAACCAGAGGCAUCCAUUAACCAGCCGUGUGGUGACUCUUUGGUAUCGCCCUCCAGAACUGUUGCUAGGUUCUACAAAUUAUGGAGCAACCGUGGACCUGUGGAGUGUAGGUUGUGUUUUUGCAGAAAUGCUUAUUGGCAGACCUAUUCUACAAGGAAGAACUGAGGUAGAGCAACUUCACAAAAUCUUUAAACUAUGUGGCUCACCUUCUGAUGAAUAUUGGAGAAAGUCCAAACUACCCCAUGCAACUAUAUUCAAGCCCCAGCAGCCUUAUGAAGGUUGCCUUCAAGACACCCUCAAAGAUAUCCCGGAGUCUGCUAUAAGUUUGAUAAAAACUCUUCUUUCAGUUGAGCCUUACAAACGUGGCACUGCUUCCACUGCACUAGCAUCAGAGUACUUCAGGACAAAACCUUAUGCCUGUGACCCAUCCAGCUUGCCGAAGUACCCACCAAAUAAAGAGAUUGAUGCUAAAGUUCGGGAAGAUGAUGCACGGAGGAAAAGGACCAUGGGAAAGGGAACCCGUGGUUCUGAUGGUACAAGGAGGGCUGCAAGAGUUGCCAAAGUUUCAGACAGCAUUAACAGAUUUGCCCCAGAAUCUCAGGGUGUAAAGGAUGGCCUUAAUGGGCUCCACAGUGGAAAUAGCAGAAAGGUCAAUAUUGAUAAGGGAAAUGUCAAUUCUGGCAUCAAUCUGUUAAAGUCAACAAUUGAUCUCCCUGAAGAGGUUUGUCACAGGAAGAAUGAUUCCCAAGAAGACAUUCCCUUUUCAGGCCCUUUGCCUGUUUCUGGAUCUACUGGUUUUGCAUGGGCAAAGAGAAGGAAAGAAGACACUGCUGCUCCACUGAGAUCACAUAGGAGAUCAAAAUCUAGGGCACUCAGCUCUGUUUCUUCAGAUUCAUCCUCUGCCCUGAGACGCAUAGACUCCUCAGGACUGAAAGACCAAGCUAAUGGAAAUACGAAGGAACAGAGUGUAGCUAAGCAGGGAAUCAUGCAACGAAGAGGGAACUUUGGUCUUACUGAUUCCUUUGAUGCUUCUGAAGCAUAUCACUCUCAGGAUUUUUCUUCUACUCUUAGCCAGAACGAGCAAAUGGCAUUUAAGCCGCAUAUCUUGAAUUAUCAUGGUUUCCAAGAUGAAGACAACAAAGUUGAUUUCUCAGGGCCUAUACUUUCUCAUUCAUCAAAAGUUGAUGAAUUCCUUGAAAAACAUGAGCGCCACAUUCGUCAAGCAGUCAGGCGGUCAUGGUUCCAAAGAGGUAAAAAGGGUGGAAGAAAGGAUCUGGGCGAAUGAUAUUUUCAUUGUUUGGAGCAGCACAGUGGUCAGUCAUGAGGAUAUUUAGAGGAAAGGCUCUCCUGUGUGCCCAAGGCUGCGGGGCCACCCUCGAACAACUAAAACACAAAGCUGAUAUGAAAGAAUGGCUAUACAGAGGCCUAACUUUUGCUGGUGGCAGGAGUGAGGACCCAGGGGUCCCCUCAUAUUGAAAUAUGCUCGAGGGUAGGGAAGAAGAAGCCCUUUAUAUCCACAGCUUGCAUAUUCGGUGCUAUGAUUAUGCUGUAAAUGGCACCAAUAAAAGAGGCCCUCCUCUUGGAAAGGAAAGUCAUGGACGAUGCCUCUCUUUUGCAGAGAGAGUGGCCAUCCAUUCAUCCACAGAGCUUUUGUCUCGUGCCGUUUUUGUUUUGCCAUUCUUUCCGUAAUCCUGCCAGCUCUUCAAAGCAUGUGAAGGUGGGGAUUAGAUCGAAUGGGUGCUUAACGGUUUCAGGCAAUUUCAUAGCGUUUAGAUGAGUUUGAGCCAGGUGAUAGGAAGUGGUGUGGCUGCUAAUGAGCGCUGCACCUACUGCUUGCAUUCAUUAAAAAAUUGUCAAUUUCUUGUGUCAAGUGUCUUCAAAGCUGCUCACCAAACAAAGGAGCGUUCCUGUAUCUUUUUCCAGUGCUCAUGAAAAUGAAAAAAUGAGUGGAAGAAAUCUUCCAUCUAUUCAA
Nymphaea colorata (pocket water lily) is the source of this 3670-nucleotide messenger RNA. Its product is annotated as protein IMPAIRED IN BABA-INDUCED STERILITY 1-like. Gene Ontology annotation, biological process: positive regulation of transcription elongation by RNA polymerase II; protein phosphorylation. The record is from RefSeq and is a predicted model, not a curated record. The transcript is spliced from 9 exons. Gene Ontology annotation, molecular function: ATP binding; RNA polymerase II CTD heptapeptide repeat kinase activity; cyclin-dependent protein serine/threonine kinase activity. Lineage: Eukaryota; Viridiplantae; Streptophyta; Magnoliopsida; Nymphaeales; Nymphaeaceae. Bases 770 to 2983 code for a protein of 737 amino acids. Gene Ontology annotation, cellular component: nucleus; cyclin-dependent protein kinase holoenzyme complex.